Gigantopelta aegis is the source of this 3369-nucleotide messenger RNA. RefSeq lists its product as uncharacterized. The record is from RefSeq and is a predicted model, not a curated record. The transcript has 6 exons. Lineage: Eukaryota; Metazoa; Mollusca; Gastropoda; Neomphalida; Peltospiridae. Bases 17 to 880 code for a protein of 287 amino acids.
AUUGCAGAAACACUAAAUGAUGAACAGUUGUUUGUUGUUAGUAUAUCUUUCAUUACUGAGCACCUCAGAUGUUUCUUAUGGUGCUCGUAUUCUUUCAAAGGACAGAACUAUACCAGUAAUUGGUCAGCCACCGACUCUAACAUACAACAAUAAUGAGAUAACAAACAUCACUAAUAAAAUUAGUUUCAUGGUGAAGUCAUCUACAGAGGGAGUGUGUUUGAAGAACCAUGGAAAGUGUGGCUCUGCAAAAGGAAAUCAUGUCACGAGAAUUUCGUCAAAUGUAAUCGCACUUGAAAUACCUUCAUUUAAUGCAAAACGGCAUGCUGGUGCUUGGAUAGUAUUUCAAGGAUCCACUGUAUUUUCAAAUUAUUUGAAUUUAACACCUCCAUUUGCAGUAGAGCUGUUGAACACGUCAAUCCAUGUUGCCGAUGCCCUUCCUACACAGGAACAGAUUGACUCUAAAGCAGAUUUUAAUGUCAGCAUCUCCAUUGAUUGCACAUAUCCUACUGUGAACAUGUAUUGGGUGUUUGGUAAAAGUCAAACACUGGCUCCAGUUAUUACCACUGAUGAUUCUAGCUGUACCCCUCCACAAAAAAAGACAUUCGGUGUUCUUACAAUGAAAUACACAACUGUAAAAGGUCGUGAAAGUGUCACUGUGCAGUUGGUUCACCCAUCUUUUGAGAAUGGUGUUCGUAACAUACAGAUUGGUUAUGCUGUUUUUCCAGAUGAUCCAGAGCGCAUGUCUGCUUUAAGUGCAGGUGCUAUAUCGGGAAUUGUGAUCGCUGUUGUUCUUGCUCUUGCCAUUCCUACUGUGUGGAUACUUUAUAAGAGGAAAAUCAAGAAGAAAGCUAAAGAUGUGCUGAAUGAAUCUAAUAACUAACGGAAACCAAAAUCAAGCUCACAACUCUGCUAACGUUAGAACACCAGUUUUCUUUUUUUCAAUUUGUAUGAAACUGCAUCAGUAAAUACGGCUCUUUGUUUGUUAGGUGUUCCAGUAUUUUACAUUUGGUUGGAUUUUUAAAAUAAAAUUGCUGCUGAAAGUAGAGUAUCGUAGUCAGAAGUGCAGUAUUUCACAAGUUUUACAUUCUUUGUCAAAAAUAACAAUUGUUUGUUUGCAUAAAACGGUAACUGAUGAAUUGGCUUGUAACUGUAUAAUGAAUAAUGUUAAAAUGCAUAUACAAACAUUAUUAGUUUUAAACUCAUAAUAUUUUCACAAAUAAAAAGGGGAGGGGCAUACAAAUUAUAAACUAUAUACAUUAUAUCUUAAAAUGCUGAAACAGAGAGUUUAGGCAGUUUUACCUGAAUUGUUACUUAUAAUCAAUCAAGCAGUACGAGGACAUUAAAGGCAGAAUUGCAUGUGCAAUUACUUCAUUUAGCUGUUUCAUUUAUACAACGUGUUUUUGUCCUAAUGUUUUAACAGACAAUACCUGAUUUUGCCUUCCAGUAAUUUCGAACGUAUAUUCGAAAGAUAUAUAUAUAUUACAAAAUAAAAUGAAAAAUGACUGCUAAAACAUUAGGACACCUACACUAGAUACACAGACGCUGGUAUUCAAAACAAGAACAUGUAUUUAAUAUGUAAUUUUAAUCACAAGAAAACUGUUCAUCGAAAGAGUUAAGAAUUGUUUCAUUUGUUUACACUGAUAAUGCUCAUCGGUUCCCAUUUCAUGCAAACGGGCUAUACAAAUCACUUGACCUCACAUACUGUAUGUGUAUAAAUAACUCGGGAAUAUCAGAAUUGUAAAGUUAAUGAAAAAACAAGUGUCGAAGCUGCCAUUAUGCAAAUUUGACAUUGCGUUUUUAAGAUGGUUUACGGUUUUUAAUGUGAUUUUUAUUGAUAUUACAAAAUACAAAAACAAUAUGUUCGAAACUUUUUCUGAAAACAAUGAUGUCUCGUACUUGACUUAAUUUUAAUGUUUUCAGUACCUACAUUAUACAGCAAAUAAUACAAAUUAUGUCAACAUUCAAGGCGACACCAUAUGAAUUAUUUCACUAUUCAAGAGUCCACUCUUGCUCCUUUUCCUUUAACCAAAACUAAUUUUGAUGCGGAUGUUUGUGUUUUUUGUGUGUGUGUUUUUUUUAUGAAAUUGAAGGAGCAUUUAUUGGGAAUGAAAACAUGUAAUGUCAUCAUCUGGUAUUGCCCAUUGCGCUAUAUUUACUGGGAAUUUAAACAUGUAAUGUCAUCAUCUGGUAUUGCCCAUUGCGCUAUAUUUACUGGGAAUGAAAACAUGUAAUGUCAUCAUCUGGUAUUGCCCAUUGCGCUAUAUUUACUGGGAAUUUAAACAUGUAAUGUCAUCAUCUGGUAUUGCCCAUUGCGCUAUAUUUACUGGGAAUUUAAACAUGCAAUGUCAUCAUCUGGUAUUGCCCAUUGCGCUAUAUUUACUGGGAAUUUAAACAUGCAAUGUCAUCAUCUGGUAUUGCCCUUUGCGCUAUAUUUACUGGGAAUUUAAACAUGUAAUGUCAUCAUCUGGUAUUGCCCAUUGCGCUAUAUUUACUGGGAAUUUAAACAUGUAAUGUCAUCAUCUGGUAUUGCCCAUUGCGCUAUUUUUCGUUCCAGCCAGUGCACCACGACUGGUAUGUCAAAGCCCGUGGUAUGUGAUAUCCUGUCCGAGGGAUGGUGCAUAUAAAAGAUCCCUUGCUACUAAUGGAAAAAUGUAGCGGGUUUCCUCUCUAAGACUAUAUGUCUAAAUUAUAUAAUGUUUGACAUCCAAUAGCUGAUAAUUAAUAAACCAGUGUGUUCUAGUGGUGUCAAUAAACAAAUCAACUUUACAGGGUUCAUCUGGUAUUUGACUACAACUUGUCUGGUUAAAACUACUUUAUCUCAAAGUUAAGCUUUAAAGUAAAGUGGCUGUCCAUAAACGUAGGUGUACCUAUUAAAUAUAGAUAUGACAUGUUCAUACUAUGUAUGAAUGGGCACACUCAUACCACUGCUAUUUUACAGCAAACAAUACUUGUAGUUUCCCAAAUAGCAAACUUGCGAUGGGUUUUAUACUGUCAUAUUACAUAAAACAUACAUUCAAAUUUUGAAACUAUAUAUCAGUGGUUACAUGCCAGUAGUUGACAUAUAUUAUAAAUGCGCACUAACAUUGAAGAAUUCCAUUACCUAUAUCAAUUGUUCUUAAUGUAUAUAGUUAGAUGCGUCGCUGUUACGUGAGUUCCUUCGACAGACUUUAGAUGGUUUGCGUUUUUAUCAUUACACUUUGUACACUUAGACCUGGAGCCAAGGGUUCAUUUUAUUAGAUGUUUUUCUCAAUCCAUCCAACUUGUUUCAAAUCUUUUAAAACCCGACCCUGUCAUCAAUAGCUACCCCUACUAUUAUUAUCCAGCAUAUGCAGAUUUAUCCCCCCCCCCCCCCCCCCCCCCCCCCCCCCC